Choloepus didactylus (southern two-toed sloth) is the source of this 939-nucleotide messenger RNA. RefSeq names its product olfactory receptor 4F21-like. Gene Ontology annotation, molecular function: G protein-coupled receptor activity; olfactory receptor activity. The coding region runs from base 1 to 939 and encodes 312 amino acids. The transcript has a single exon. The record is from RefSeq and is a predicted model, not a curated record. Gene Ontology annotation, biological process: G protein-coupled receptor signaling pathway. Lineage: Eukaryota; Metazoa; Chordata; Mammalia; Pilosa; Megalonychidae. Gene Ontology annotation, cellular component: membrane.
AUGGAUAGAGUGAACCAGUCUGUGGUGUCAGAGUUUGUGUUCCUGGGACUCUCCAAUACCUGGGAGAUCCAACUUCUCCUCUUUGUGUACGCCUCCGUAUUUUAUGUGGCAAGCAUGAUGACAAACUCUUUCAUUGUGCUCACAGUGGCUUCUGACCUUCAUUUACACUCCCCAAUGUACUUUUUGUUGGCCAAUCUCUCCUUCAUUGACCUGGGUGUUUCUUCUGUCCUUACACCCAAGAUGAUUUAUGACCUUUUCAGAAAGCACAAAGUCAUCUCCUUUGGAGGCUGCAUCACUCAGAUCUUCUUCAUCCACGUCAUUGGUGGUGUGGAGAUGGUGCUGCUCACAGCCAUGGCCUUUGACAGAUACAUUGCCAUAUGUAAGCCUCUCCACUACUUGACUAUUAUGAGCCGAAAAAUGUGUAUUUUUCUUCUGGUUGCAGCAUGGAUAAUUGGCUUGAUCCACUCUGGGACUCAACUGAGUUUUGUUAUAAAAUUGCCAUUCUGUGGCCCGAAUGUGUUGGAUAGUUUUUAUUGUGACCUUCCUCGGUUCAUUAAACUUGCCUGCAUAGACACCUACAGACUAGAGUUCAUGGUCACAGUCAACAGUGGGUUUAUAUCUCUGGGAUCAUUCAUAAUUUUGGUCAUCUCCUAUGUUUUUAUCCUGGUCACAGUUCGGAAACACUCUUCAGAGGGGUUAUCCAAGGCCCUCUCCACUUUGUCAUCUCAUAUCAUGGUGGUGAUUUUGUUCUUUGGCCCUUGCAUCUUUGUUUAUACCUGGCCUCACCCCACUUCACAUGUAGACAAAUUACUUGCUGUUUUCACUGCAGUUCUCACUCCUUUUCUGAAUUCAGUCAUCUAUACAUUCAGGAACAAAGACAUGAAGAUGGCAAUGAGGAAAGUAUGCAGCCAACUUAUAAUUUAUAGAAAGAUUUCUUAA